Messenger RNA from Brenthis ino (lesser marbled fritillary), 420 nucleotides. The record is from the annotation of a GenBank genome assembly. NCBI's taxonomy places the organism in Eukaryota, Metazoa, Arthropoda, Insecta, Lepidoptera, Nymphalidae.
AUGUCUAAGAGAGGACGUGGUGGUUCCGCGGGAGCGAAAUUCCGCAUCUCACUGGGUCUCCCGGUUGGAGCCGUUAUAAACUGCGCAGAUAACACAGGGGCAAAGAACCUGUAUGUCAUCGCUGUGCAGGGAAUCAAAGGUCGCCUGAACAGACUGCCAGCAGCUGGCUCGGGUGACAUGAUUGUCGCUACUGUAAAGAAAGGCAAACCAGAACUCAGGAAAAAGGUAAUGCCAGCAGUGGUGAUCAGACAGCGGAAACCGUUCAGAAGGAGGGAUGGGGUGUUUAUAUACUUCGAAGAUAAUGCAGGUGUGAUAGUAAACAACAAGGGCGAAAUGAAAGGCUCGGCUAUCACUGGACCUGUGGCGAAGGAAUGCGCAGACCUCUGGCCUCGUAUUGCAUCAAACGCCAGUUCAAUAGCU